UACACAGAUAAUAAAAGGGGAAAGUAUUAAUAUAAAUUGUAACCUUUAUCGUCGAUUUAAAUCAUUUGACAUAUUAUCGAGUUAAAGUGAACAACAAUUAGAUUUGAUUGUUAGAAAAUCAAAAAUUAAGAUUGAACAUUUCGUUGGAACUUUUUUUUAUCUCGUCAAAGUAUCAAUCGUUUUGGCGCUUAUUUCGUAUUCGUUUUGUUUUUAUUUCAAUUUUAAAUUCUGUUUUUGUUGUUGAUUAAACUAUUGUGUUAAUUGUGUGGAAAUUGUGAUUGCUUUUGAUGGAUUCCUAUGGAUAUUUGUGGUCACAUAUCGUUCAGUUUUCCUAAUGGAAACUGGAUAUGUUAUUGGUGAUUGAUUUUCUUAUUAAUCACAUUGGUGUUUUUAUUUUGUUCUUAUGCUCAAACGGAAGCAUUAAUUUUCUCAAUGGUGUUUCUCAAUUCAGCAAACUUGUUCAUGGGAUAAUCGUUUGAAUGAGAUAUGUUAUUCUCGUUAAUUAUUUUAAUCAUAUUUGGAUCUGGUCAAUUAAUCAUGGUUUCAUGUGAUGAUGAUUGUGAAUGUGGUAUUGAAGCCGGUGCUCAAAGUCGCAUAUUCAUGGGGAAAGAGGCGACACCCAAUAAGUACCCGUGGAUGGCUCAUAUAAGAUUUAAAUUGAAUCUACAUGAUAAUCGAUAUGUUAAAUGUGGUGGAAGUUUAAUUGACAAUCAGCACGUAAUGACAGCGGCUCAUUGCAUUUUCGAUGAGUUUGGAGUUCUAAGGAAACGGAAAUUAACCGAAGUUUAUCUCGGUGCUCAUAGUAUAUCCAAAGAUUUGGACAAUAAACAUAGUGUUUCCAAAUUUAUUUACGAUAAACGUUUCGAUAUCACAGAGCGUAAACUUGAUUUUGAUUUUGCGAUUCUAAAGUUAAGUAAACCCGUUCAAUAUACGGAAGAUAUUUAUCCAAUUUGUAUUCCCGAUGCCAAUAUCAAAGAGUAUGAGAGCUUGAUUGUUACCGGUUGGGGUAAACUUUCUGAAAUCGAGGGUGCACCCGAUAAACUUAAUGAAGUUGAAGUGGAUUAUAUUGAUAAAACAAAGUGUAACAAAAUGAAUUAUGAGUUCACUUUAAGAGUUCGAGGUGUUAUCGAGACUUAUCCUGGUGAAUACGCUAGUUUGGUCACUCCGAUCCAUGAAAGUCAUAUGUGCGCCAUAGAUACAAACACCGGUGGGGGUUCUUGUAUCGGUGACUCGGGUGGACCUUUGAUGUACAAAAAUCCAGAAAAUCAUCGUUGGUACGCUGUAGGUUUGGUUUCUGGGGGAUAUGGUGUUUGUGGUAACAUAAAUAUACCAACACUUUACACCAUCGUUGCCAAAUACAAGAAAUUUAUCCAAAAAUAUGCAACUGAAAGUCAAAUUUGCAGUUUGUAAAUCAUGUUAAUUUAGUUUAACAAUCAAGUUUAAUAAAACGAACAAUUUU
Molecule: messenger RNA, 1459 nt
Organism: Panonychus citri (citrus red mite)
Lineage: Eukaryota; Metazoa; Arthropoda; Arachnida; Trombidiformes; Tetranychidae
Product: clotting factor G beta subunit-like
Exons: 4
Coding region: 487-1410 (307 amino acids)
Biological process (GO): proteolysis
Molecular function (GO): serine-type endopeptidase activity
Source: RefSeq, a predicted model, not a curated record